AUGGAGACCAGCGCCAGCGGGGCGGAGCCCGCGAACGCCGGGAUCGAGGGGUCCGCCGACCCAUGCAGCUCCGCGGGCGGCGGUCAUCGACUCUCAGUGCACCAGAUCGUUGGCGGCGGCAAAGCUGCUGAUAUCAUCUUAUGGAAGUGUAAACGUGCUACUGUUGGUGUUAUAUUUGGUGCUACUAUUGCAUGGUGGUUGUUCGAGAAGUCCGAACUAUCGUUCUUGACUAUCUGCUGUGAUGUACUGCUCAUUUUGAUAGUUGUACAGCUCAUAUGGGUCAAAAUAUCUGGGUUGCUAAAUAAGCAACCUAGGCAACUGCCUGAGUUAGUUCUGUCAGAGGAGAUGGUUAAUAAUGCUGCGGCUUCAUUCCGUGUUAAAGUGAACAACAUGCUAAUGAUUGCACAUGACAUUACUCUUGGCAAAGACUUCCGGCUCUUUUUCCAGGUUGUGUCAGUCCUGUGGUUGCUAUCUGUUAUUGGCAAUUUCUACUCUUCUGUAACUCUUGCUUAUAUAGGAACCAUUGCUUUGGUGACAGUACCUGUACUUUACCAUAGACACCAAGAGCACGUGGACAGGUAUGCUGGGAUGGUCCACCGGAAUAUCUCAAGGCAUUACAAGAUCGUCGACGAAAAUGUGAUAAGCAGACUACCUAGAAGCUUCAUCAGAGAUAAAAAUGAUUGA
This is a messenger RNA of Triticum turgidum subsp. durum (durum wheat), 684 nucleotides long. Lineage: Eukaryota; Viridiplantae; Streptophyta; Magnoliopsida; Poales; Poaceae. The record is from the annotation of a GenBank genome assembly.